This is a messenger RNA of Opisthorchis viverrini, 708 nucleotides long. RefSeq lists its product as hypothetical. NCBI's taxonomy places the organism in Eukaryota, Metazoa, Platyhelminthes, Trematoda, Opisthorchiida, Opisthorchiidae. The coding region runs from base 1 to 708 and encodes 235 amino acids. The record is from RefSeq and is a predicted model, not a curated record. The transcript is spliced from 3 exons.
AUGGUUAGAGACAUUGUCAGGCAUGGCCCAGUCGCGCCCUCAAUGACGCUCGUGCAUCCAAGCUGUUACGUCCAAUUGCCGUAUUUAUGCACCAAUUUAUCAGCUUCCGCCUCCAAUGCGCAGCUACCUACCCCACCUCCCCAAAUCAUCGGUGAACGGAACUGUGGUAACUACAACCAUUGUACACCAAGUACUCGGUUCUUACAGCUGACAAUGAUUAUGGUGAAUCUGGCAAGGUUAUUGAUCCAGCUGGAUCAACCACAUAUUGUGAAUGGGCAGGCUGAAAGGCGGAGGCACAUAGCUGCAUACUUCAGGAGGCCGUUUCUCGAUCGUCAAACGGGGACAGGCCCUGUUACACAACAUUGUUCCCCUUUUGGGAGAAAGCAGGAAACGCAAGCGUUACUUGAAAAGCCGACCGACAUCUGCUUAGUGCCCAAAAGGUGUAAAGUAAUACUGUAUUAUGUCCAGUUGCUUAACAUAUCCCUAGCAGCUCAAGGAGUUAUACUGGGAGUUGUGGAAGACUGUACGUAUCUCAGAAGUUGUGGUAAACGAAGUAAACGGACAUAUAUCAAAGUUCAGGAUUGCGUUUGCCGUUUGGCGCCACCUGUGAUACCAAAAAGACAUUGCUGGAUCUCAUACAGCGCUUAUUUCGGACUACAGUGCAGGCUAUAUUUCCGUAACGUUGUCAGACUUGGCCACUCCGGGUAG